Molecule: messenger RNA, 3089 nt
Organism: Dermatophagoides farinae (American house dust mite)
Lineage: Eukaryota; Metazoa; Arthropoda; Arachnida; Sarcoptiformes; Pyroglyphidae
Biological process (GO): cilium assembly; intraciliary transport; regulation of microtubule cytoskeleton organization
Cellular component (GO): intraciliary transport particle B; axoneme; ciliary basal body
Molecular function (GO): microtubule binding
Source: RefSeq, a predicted model, not a curated record
AAUUUGCCGUCCGUAUAGAACGUUAUGCAUUGAUUUUUUUUGAACAAAAAAAGGCUGCCGUCAUGGAAACCAUUUCUAUAGAUGAGGGAAAAGGAAAAAUGCUGUAAUUUUCUAAACAAAACAAUUGAUUUUUACGAUUCAAGCAAUCCAGUUUUAAAGACAGAAGAAAAUGUCUCAAGAAAAAAUCAAUCAACGUUUGAUAAAAUCAAACAUUGAUCAAUUAAGCAAAAUAGUGAAAAGACCGGCUGUCACCGAAAAGAUAUUAUCACGUCCACCAUUUCGAUUCAUAUUCGAUCUGACUACAAUGAUCAUCAAAACAACUGGAUAUCUUCGUGGUCUUUAUAGUGAAGAGGAAUUCAAUUUCGAUAAUGUCAAUGCCAAUAAAGAGAGAAAAAUGGCAUUCCUGGACAAACUAAUCGAUGUGAUUGGUUUGAUCAAUGGUAAAACAAUUGAUUGUAAAUCGGCUAAAAUCGUUGCAGGAGUAGAAGUGGAAAAAACUAAUAAACUUCUCAAUGAAUUCGCUAAAUGUGUGUUGGAUAAGAAAUCAUUUCUAGAAUCAGUGGAAAAGGUUCGCAAAGGAUCAAAAAAUACGAUCGAUAAGGUGGACAAUAAUAAAGAAAAAAUGACUACAAAAGCCGUUACCGAUGUCAAUGAUGGAAAAAUCAAAUCUAAAAAUACUAAACCAAUUACUAAGCCAACAACUAAAGCCACUGCGGCUGGAAAAACUAAACAACCAAGCCAGCAAGAAAGAAAAUCAACAAAUGCCAAGACAGCCGAAUCGCCAAAGAAUGAAAUUGAAAAACCAAAUAUCAAAAGAAAAGAAUCCAUUAAUGAAAUAUACAAAAAUCAGAUUGAAGCGCAAGAAGAAAACACAGAGGAACUUACAAUUGAUUCUGAAUUAGAAAUUGUAGGUAAAGAAAAUGAGAAUCGUCGUCCAUCAACGACAACUAAAACAGACAUUCAAAAUCGUGAUGAAAUGAAAAUGCAGGAAAACGAUCAAGUUGACAUCAAAACACAGGCUGUAAUGGAUGAUCUUGAUGAUGUGUUAGGACAAUUAUCAUCAUUAGAUAAUGUUAACAAUAAUGACAACAAUCCUUCACUGAUGAAUGAACCACAAAUCAUGGAUGAAGAAUUGCCAGUAACGAAUGAUGAUCACGAUAGUGGACAGAAUUCAAUUGACAAGGAGUUUGAGAAAAAUUUCUCAUCUACCGAGAACAAUCGAUUGAAAGAAUCAAUUGUCGGUAUUGCACGGAAUCAUAAUGAGGAUAUCUCUACCGUAAAACAAACAGAGCCUCCGGUCAUCGAAUCGAUCGCUAUUCAUCCGAAAUUAAAUGAUUUAUCGUCAUCAAAAGUCAUCACUAAUAAUAAAGAAAUUCAAUCGAAUCGGCCAAAAAAUCGUGAAAAUUCUAAUAAUGAUCUGAAUAAUAAUGUUAAUACAUUGGAGAAAUCAGUGGCCGAUAUCAAUAAUCGUAUCAAAUCCAGUGCAGCAACUAGAUCGGCUCGACCAAAAAGCUCAAGGCCAGCUCCUCCUCGUGUAAUGACCGCAUCCCGAUCUCGAUUAAGUCAAUUAAUGGAAAAUCGUACAGAGCAAUUAGAAUCGGAAAGUACGACGACAAAUGCAAAUGUUUGGAUACCCGAAACUGUGGAUGACGAAUCGGAUGAAUUUUUGAUAAGUUCACAGAAGCUUCAAGAUUCAUUAACGAUGGAUUCAAACAAUCGUGAUCAAAAGACUGGUGAUGCUGAUAUUGGCCAAGAAGAAUUCGAAAGUAAAGGUCAUCUUGUGCAGCAAUUAAUGGCAACAAAAAAUGAGCUCGAAGGACAGAUUAAAGAUCUUAAUCUUGAAUCCAAUAAAUCAUAUAAUCAACAAUCAGCGACAAUGAUUGAUGAUACAAAUCAAUUAAAGAAUCAGAUACAAUCAUUGUGUCAAUCGAUUGGAACGUUGACGAAAGCGAUGGGCUAUCUUCAUGAAGAUGUUGAACCAAUGUUGAAUGAACUGGUAAAAUGGCAAACGGAAUUUGAAACUAACAAUAAAAUCAUAAUGAAGAUUCGUGCCGAAAUGAAUAGCGAUUUGGAACCGUUACGUAAAGAAUUGGAGCAAACCGAAAGACAAGUCGAUGAUUUUGGUGAUCAAAUUCGUAUGACUAAAGCGAAUGUAUUUCGUAAUGAACAAAUUAUUUCUAAUUUGAUCCAUUCGGUUUGAAUGAUGAUUACUACAUGAUGACAAUGUUUACCAUAAAAACAAAUAGAUACAUGCUAUAUUUACAAGAUUCGGGCGUCGGCUAUAAUUGCUACCCAUUUGUUGAGUUUAUUCACCCACAUUCUUGUUUUCAAUUAAUUAGAUAAAUCGAAUGGAUACAUUGUAACCCCGUUACACAGAAAUUGUAAAUUUUUAUUAGAAGGGAAAACACAAGAACUCCACAAAAUACAAAUAUAUCACCAUUUAACAACAAUAAGAUGCAUUGAUCAUUUGCAAUUGAUACACUCGCUGUUGUUUCUUUCUACACAGUUAAUUAUGUUGGAUUCGAUGCGAAAACAAAACAAAAAAAUCAAAAUUCUCUAAUGAUUUUCAAUCGACCGUCGUUUUGUUUUUAUAUCGGUGUGAUUGUCAAUGUCCAUUUAGGUUAUCAUAUUGCUCUUCAACCAUUCACGAAUAAUGAUCAGCCUCUUAUCAAUAUUGGUUUUAUUUUUUUUGGUCCGAAACUUUCUUUUUUUUCUGUUGAAAUUUUUUCUCGAAUACGAUUCAUUCUGACCUGACAAACAACAAUGACAACUAUUUGGAAUUGAACAAAAAAUCAGUCAAUUGCAUUUGUCCGUUGACGAUAAAUUUGGCAUGAUGAUGAAACGAUGUUGUUCAAUUAGUUUAAUGGCUUUUUGUUGCAGUUGUGGAAUUUUUCAUUCAGUUUUUUUUGCCAUAGUGAAAAAGAAAACAAAAAUUUUGCAACAAAAUUCUUCUUAGUUGUAAAUUUUGAUUAAUUAUCUUUAUCCUUUUGAUCGUUUUCAUAGAUUUUUUCUCACUGAUGUCUGUAUCAAUCAAUGAUGGUUGAUGAAAUAUUUUUUUUAUUUGUAUAUGCUCGAAUGAAUGUCAAUGU